UAUCAAAUAACAACAAAAAAAAGCUUGCGAACAUUGUCCUAAAUGAAAAAGAUUUGUAAUCUUUGAAGGAUUCAAUCAAAACAACCAGAACGUAUACGUUUUGACACGAAUGCACUUUCGCAAUGAAAAUGCAAUGCUUUCUACUGGAUUGUUUAUGAUAAAAUGAAACACCUUACAGCAAAGGAAAUUCGAGAUGCUUUUCUUGGCUUCUUUAAAGAGAAAGACCAUGUUUAUGUUCAUUCGUCCAGCACCAUACCAUUGGAUGACCCUACUUUGUUGUUUGCUAAUGCGGGAAUGAAUCAAUUUAAGCCCAUCUUUUUGGGCACGGCUGAUCCCAAUAGCGAAAUGGCGAAAUGGGUCCGGGUGACAAAUACCCAAAAAUGUAUACGUGCCGGUGGUAAACACAAUGACCUAGAUGAUGUAGGCAAAGAUGUAUAUCAUCACACCUUUUUCGAAAUGCUUGGAAAUUGGUCCUUUGGUGACUAUUUCAAAAAGGAAAUCUGUAGUUGGGCUUGGGAGUUUCUAACAGAGCGUAUGAAAUUGCCAAAAGACCGUUUAUAUGUGACUUACUUUGGAGGCGAUAAAGCCUCUGGGUUAGAACCUGACCUUGAGUGCAAACAAAUUUGGUUAGAUCUUGGACUACGCCCAGAGCACAUCUUACCUGGUAGCAUGAAAGACAAUUUUUGGGAAAUGGGAGAAACGGGCCCAUGUGGUCCCUGCUCUGAAUUGCAUUUCGAUCGUAUCGGAGGUCGCAGUGUUCCAGAACUGGUAAAUGUGGAUGAUCCAGACGUCUUAGAAAUCUGGAAUUUGGUGUUUAUACAAUAUAAUCGGGAACCAGACGGAAGCCUUAAACCAUUGCCUAAGAAGCAUAUUGAUUGUGGUUUAGGGUUCGAGAGACUUGUGUCAGUAAUCCAGAACAAAAGAUCCAACUACGAUACCGAUCUUUUCGUGCCACUUUUCAAAGCCAUUCAGGAGGGUACAGGUGCAUCUGAAUAUGCAGGACGUGUAGGAGCUGAUGAUGCUGAUGGCAUUGAUAUGGCAUACAGGGUUUUAGCGGAUCAUGCUCGAACGAUAACCAUUGCUUUAGCUGAUGGAGGCACACCUGAUAGCACCGGACGAGGAUAUGUACUGAGAAGAAUUCUUCGGCGGGCCGUUAGAUAUGCCACUGAAAAGUUAAUCGCUAAACCAGGUUUCUUUGCAUCCCUAGUUCACACUGUCGUGGAUUUGCUAGGUGAUGCAUUCCCUGAGGUCAAAAAGAGUCCUCAGCAAAUAAUUGAAAUAAUAAACGAGGAGGAAGCGCAGUUCCUAAAGACAUUAUCACGCGGACGAGAUCUUUUCAAUCGCACAGUUGCCAAAUUGGGCAACAGGAAUAUAAUUCCUGGGGACUUGGCCUGGAAACUGUAUGACACAUAUGGAUUCCCAGUUGAUCUUACCCAACUUAUGGCUGAGGAGAAGAACUUAAAAAUAAAUAUGGAAGAAUAUGAGCAAGCAAAGCAGGCUGCCUACAUAAUGUCUCAGGGCAAGAGCGCAACGAAAGCGGAGGAAAUUCACUUGGAUGUUCACGCCAUAUCAGAGUUACAAUCCAGAUCUAUACCUAUUACGAAUGAUUCGCCCAAAUACAAAUAUCAGGCCGAAUCUGACAAAUUCGAUUCGCCUUAUAUUUUUAGUUCAUGCAAAGCGAAGAUAUUUGCUCUGCGAUUUGGGAACCAGUUUGUCAAUAAAAUAGAAGCUGGCAGUAAGGCAGGCAUAAUUUUAGACCAAACAAAUUUCUAUGCAGAAAGUGGUGGUCAAAUUUAUGACAAAGGUUCUUUCAACAAAUCCAAUAGCGGUGUUGACAAGUUUUUUGUUGAAGCUGUUUUUAAUCGUGGUGGUUAUAUUUUGCAUAUUGGCGUUGCAGAUGGAGAAUUCGCUGUAGGCGACGAAAUUGAACUUAAAAUUAACAUUGAACGCCGUUGGCUAACCAUGAAAAACCAUUCCGCCACCCAUGCCCUAAAUCACAGUCUGCUUCAAGUACUUGGCAAAGAGACUGACCAAAAAGGAUCUUUGGUAGUGCCAGAUAAAUUACGUUUUGAUUUCAGUAGCAAGUCCGCUAUGUCAAUUGAACAAAUAGCUAAAGCAGAACAAUUAACACGAGAUAUUGUUUAUCAAAAUAUGCCGAUUUUCGCAAAAGAAACCAAAUUGGCAAAAGCAAAGAAGAUACGUGGACUUCGCUCAGUUUUUGAUGAGGUUUACCCAGAUCCGGUACGUGUUAUUUCGUUUGGUGUGCCAGUAGAAGAGCUUGAAAAUAAUCCCGACAGCGGUGCUGGAGAGAAAACUUCAGUCGAAUUUUGUGGUGGCACACAUUUGCAACGCUCGGGCCAUAUGAUGGAAUUUGUAAUUACUAGUGAAGAAGCAAUUGCGAAAGGCAUACGGCGUAUUGUGGCUCUAACUGGUCCCGAUGCUGUAAAAGCUUUAGAAAAGAACAAUGAACUUCACCAGAAAAUACAAGCAUUAAAAUCCACAAUUGAAGCUGAUGAGGAUGGCAAAAACUCCAAAAGCUAUGUGAAACAAAUAGUGGAAUUCACAGAGGAGGUGUCGCAAGCCAUAAUUCCGUAUAUAAAAAAAGACCAAAUGCGUAAUCUACUUAAGCAAUUGAAGAAGACACUCGACGACAAGGAGCGCACAAUGAAAGCAGCAGUUUCGGUAACCGUGAUCGAAAAGACAAAAGAGAUUUGCGAAGCGAACCCACAGGCUACAUUGUUGGUGAAACAGUUUGAGGCAUUUAACAAUACUAAGGCUCUUGAUGGUGCGCUGAAGCAAGUACGCUCUUUGUGCCCUGAUGCCGCUGCGUUAUUCCUAUCCGUUGACGAGGAUUCAAAGAAGGUAUUUUGUUUGGCUUCAGUUCCAAAGUCCGCUGUAGACAAAGGCCUUAAAGCUAACGAAUGGGUCCAACAAUUAUCCGAAAUUAUUGGUGGAAAAGGAGGUGGUAAAGCAGAAUCUGCCCAAGCCUCUGGCUCGAGAUAUGAAAAUGUGGAUGAAGUCAUAAGAACAGCUACAGAAUUCGCAAAAAACAAAAUCGGCUCUUAAUAAGUGAAUUCGCUAAAAGCAAGUGCAAAUUUUAUUAACAAUUCAUAUUUAUUUUACUUUAAAAAAUGUUUUUUUUGCUAUUUUCCAUUAUGAAAAAAUACAGACCUGCUAAUUAGAUUAAAUCAUUUUUCGCAUUGAAUAAAAACACGUAUGCUUUUAUAAAAAAUAGUUUUUAACGUA
Rhagoletis zephyria (snowberry fruit fly) is the source of this 3246-nucleotide messenger RNA. It is a transcript of the gene AlaRS, whose product is annotated as alanine--tRNA ligase, cytoplasmic. Gene Ontology annotation, cellular component: cytoplasm; mitochondrion. NCBI's taxonomy places the organism in Eukaryota, Metazoa, Arthropoda, Insecta, Diptera, Tephritidae. Gene Ontology annotation, biological process: alanyl-tRNA aminoacylation. Gene Ontology annotation, molecular function: aminoacyl-tRNA deacylase activity; ATP binding; alanine-tRNA ligase activity. The record is from RefSeq and is a predicted model, not a curated record.